Molecule: messenger RNA, 417 nt
Organism: Naumovozyma castellii
Lineage: Eukaryota; Fungi; Ascomycota; Saccharomycetes; Saccharomycetales; Saccharomycetaceae
Gene: RDL1
Product: thiosulfate sulfurtransferase RDL1
Exons: 1
Coding region: 1-417 (138 amino acids)
Source: RefSeq, a predicted model, not a curated record
AUGUGGAACAGUAUCAAAGCAGCUUGGAACGGAACGGACGGGUCUGAAGAGACCGGCUCUGUCCCAGUGUACAACUUCGACCAAAUGAAGCAGAUCGUAGGACAACACGACCCCACAGUGGUCCUAGUCGAUGUUAGAGAACCUUCAGAAUACAGUGUAGUGCGUAUCCCUGGUUCCAUUAAUAUUCCAUACAGAACUCACCCUGAUGCAUUUACUUUGAACGACGCUGAAUUUCAAUCUUCCUUUGGCGUUCCUAAACCAGCACAUAACAAGGAGUUGAUCUUCUUCUGUGCCUCUGGUAUGAGAGCUUCCAAGGCUGAACAAGUAGCAUCCAAGAAUGGGUACAAUAAUACAUCCAUUUACAAGGGCUCCAUGAACGAUUGGGUCGCACACGGAGGUGACAAGUUGAACUUGUGA